AAAAGAAGAAGCUUGGACAAAAUAAGCUAAAGAAAAAAUGUAUUUAACCUUGUUAAACGGCACCGGCUAUAUUUUCGAUGUGGACGAUUGUAUGGAUCUGCGCACAAAGCAUCGCAUAAUGGGCGCUCUCGUGGGCACAGCCAACAGCCGAGGCUGGAGCACCAGUGAAGCAGCUCUGCCGUUGGCAUUGACUAACUAUGAGACGCAGUUGCUCAUUGACGAAGGCAUCGCUGUGCUGGUUAGCAAAGUUGUUGAUUUAUCAAAACAGCCAGAUUCGGCUAAAUUGAUGGCUUAUAAAGAGGAAUUUGAUAGGCGUUUAUUGGCCCAGGCGGAUGCUUUAAAGGCGGAAAAGUUACGCGAAACCAAACGGCAUGUGGAUAAAAUUCUAAAUGGCAAACGCAACAAGUUGCUGCAGCAAGGCAAAACAGCAGAGGCUGCCGAUUUGACAGCAAAAGAUGUGCUGGAUGAGAUUGGCAAUCAUUUUGAAUUUGAUCGUCAGAAUGCUCUGGUGGAAGUGCCGUGUGCCCAUUUACCCAAUCAUUCCGCUCAGCUUUAUACGGAUCGAAUUUAUGACACUGACUCGCUUAAAUAUCGGGUUUUUCAUGAUCUCUGGAAAAGGGGCAAAUAUGUCACUGCUGGCGAUGCUUUUGGUGCCGAUUUUCUGGUCUAUCCCGGCGAUCCAUUGCUAUAUCAUGCCUCACACAUUGUCAUCGUUCAGUCAACGCCCGCUAUACGUCCACUCGAGUUGAUUGCCAAGGUGCGCUUAUCGGUGAUUGUCAACAAGAGAUGCGUUUUUGCCCAUGCGACAACUGCUGGCAAUCAGAUCGCUUAUCAAACGGUUGCCUGGUCCAAUCCCAGCAAGUAGGUAAAGUUUCAGGGGGACAACGAUAAGCAGCGCGCCAUUCAGUCGAAGUCGUGAAAGCUCUGAGAACGUGGUGC
Messenger RNA from Drosophila grimshawi, 939 nucleotides. It is a transcript of the gene Tsen34, whose product is annotated as tRNA-splicing endonuclease subunit Sen34. The coding region runs from base 38 to 865 and encodes 275 amino acids. Gene Ontology annotation, cellular component: tRNA-intron endonuclease complex. Gene Ontology annotation, biological process: tRNA-type intron splice site recognition and cleavage; tRNA splicing, via endonucleolytic cleavage and ligation. The transcript has 6 exons. Lineage: Eukaryota; Metazoa; Arthropoda; Insecta; Diptera; Drosophilidae. Gene Ontology annotation, molecular function: tRNA-intron lyase activity; nucleic acid binding. The record is from RefSeq and is a predicted model, not a curated record.